Messenger RNA from Eremothecium gossypii ATCC 10895, 1434 nucleotides. RefSeq names its product mitochondrial 37S ribosomal protein mS47 (gene EHD3). Gene Ontology annotation, cellular component: mitochondrion. Lineage: Eukaryota; Fungi; Ascomycota; Saccharomycetes; Saccharomycetales; Saccharomycetaceae. Gene Ontology annotation, biological process: L-valine catabolic process. Bases 1 to 1434 code for a protein of 477 amino acids. Gene Ontology annotation, molecular function: 3-hydroxyisobutyryl-CoA hydrolase activity; protein binding. The transcript has a single exon. The record is from RefSeq and is marked provisional.
AUGAUAAGAAGCACCGUUAGAGGCAUGGUCCAGAGAAGGCAGAUGUCGUCUUUAGUCAAGUUCAAAACGAAUAACACGGCCCGUGUGGUCACGCUCAAUCGGCCCGAGAAGCUGAACGCCAUCAACCAUGAGAUCUGCCACUCGAUUCUGCCGGUGAUGCAGGAGUACGCCAAAAGCGAUGUGGCCAACGUGAUUGUGUUCGACUCUGCGUGCGCGCCACGGGCGUUCUGCGCCGGUGGCGACAUCGUGCUGAUGGCGAAGGCCAUGCGGCGGGACAUGCUGGAGAAGGUGGACGACUUCUUCCAGGGCGAGUACACCAUGAACUGGAUGCUGGCGACGUACCCGAAGCCUGUUGUCGCGCUGAUGGACGGGAUCACGAUGGGUGGCGGCGUGGGGCUGACGAUCCACGUGCCGUUCCGCGUGGCGACCGAGAACACGAAGUGGGCGAUGCCAGAGCUGGAUAUAGGGUUGCACCCCGAUGUGGGGGUGUCCUUUGCGCUGCCCAGGAUCAUGACGCUCGGCGGACAAGAGGGCCAGCUCGGGUACUACCUGUGCCUGACCGGCGAGGUGCUCCAGGGGGCUGACGUCUACAUGGCGGGCCUUGCCUCGCACUAUGUCGAGAGCACACAGCAUGGCGCGCUGAAGGAGCGCCUCGGGACGGUUCCGAUAACCCGCAAGGCCGACGAGACGUUUGCCAACACCAACGCCGUCAUCGAGGAGUUCUCGUCUCCUCUGCCAGACGGCUACCAAUUCAAGUACAACAAGGAAGAAUUGGAUGUGAUCGAGCGGUUCUUCCACUACGACGUCUCCUACAAGGAAUUGCGCAAGAACCUCGAGGCGUUUGCCAGUUCGAAUGCGAACUCGGAAGUCGCCCGUAACUUUGCCAAGGCAACCUUGGAGAAGCUCUCCACAAAGUCCACCGUUUCUGCUGAGAUCACCCGCGAGCAAUUCCGCCGGAACUCCCAACGUGACAUCCAGUCCGCCAUGAAGCAAGACCUCAUUACCAGCACGAACCUGUUGCGGAACAACGAACUAGCGGAGUUCGAAAACGCGGUCAUCCAUAAGCUGGUGGAGAAGGCCAAGACACCCUACGAGUGGAAGAAUACGUCACCUUCGGUCGCAGAUAUAUCCAAACUGCUAGCUGCGGACCCAGCCAACCCAAUCGACCUGCUGGAAACCUUCGGAGUCACGUUCAAGAACUACCGUUACCACAACAAGUUCACGCUCCCCACCGAAGCCGCGGUCCAGGCAUACAUCACCGGCACUGACCAGUCUGGCAGGUCAAUGGCCGUUACAAGGGCGGAGACUGUCAAGUAUUUCACGGAAUUUAACCCUGUAAGCCGGGGUAAAGUUGGUACUGAAUAUGUUGUCAACUUGAUCAUCGACCGGAAAUGCAGAAUGGAUAAUGAUUCCUUCCUACACUGGAACUAUUAG